GUCACACUGGAGGUAAACCCUACCCCAGUGGGAAUGUCAAAGUUAAAAGACUACCACCAUGCGGGCGUGAACCGUUUCUCCAUUGGGGUCCAGUCUCUGCAGGACAAGGACCUGAAAAGUUUGGGAAGAGACCACAAUUCCCUGGAUGCUUUGCAGACUCUGGCAGAGGCCAGGAAGCUGUGUCCAGCUCACCCUUGAGAGAGGUACUCAGCUGUUUAAACAGGUCCAGUCUGGACAAGUAACCAUGCCCACAGAGGAAAUCACAGCAGAGAUGUACCAAUGUGCCAGAACAACUCUCCAGCAGCACGGCUUUCAGCAGUAUGAAGUGUCUAACUUUGCUAAAAAUAAUUCAGAGAGUCGUCACAACCUGAGCUACUGGACGGGAAGACAGUACAUCGGUGUUGGCCCUGGAGCACAUGGACGUUUUGUUCCCCUUGGGGAGAGAGGCGUUGCCCGUGAGGCCCGGACACAGACCCUGGAGCCGGAUGUGUGGAUCCGCGAAGUCCGGCAGCGAGGACAUGGGACACGGAGGCGGAUCCAGCUGGGCCAUCUUGAACUAUUAGAGGAGGUGUUAGUGAUGGGAAUGAGAAUGACCAUGGGCAUUAGUCACAAGCACUGGGAGCUGUUUAGCCCUGAAUUAAGUCUUCUUGAAAUAUUUGGUGGAUCUCUUGUUGUCCAAGAGCUGCUGCAACGUGGACAGCUGAUUCUUGAUGACAGGGGUUUGAGAUGUUCCUGGGAGGGUCUGGCCUUACUGGACAGCAUGCUUCCUGUUUUGCUGGUGGAACUGGAAAGAGGUUUUUCCCAAAAACUGGCAGCUAACUGACAAUGAAGAUCUAUAACUCUCUAAAUCACAACCAUGUAAAAAAUAAAAAAUAAAUAAGAAUUUGCACAAUCCGUUGAAUUGCCUAAACAUGACAGAUAUGUGUAAAAGAAUAAAGUAUUUAUUUGUUUAAAAAAUAUGUCAGAUUUGAUACAAUCUGUUUUUGUUUGUUUUUUUUAGAAAUGCUCAAAUAUUUUACUUCUGCUUUAUGUUUUUUUUUUAAUGAAUAAUAUUUUGUAACCCUCUAUGCAGCUUUAACAGGAUAUUAGAUGUCAGUUCAAAAAGUGUGUUUUAUAUCUUAAUUUCUUUUCUUGCAGUCUUUUUCAGGUUAUUUUAAAUACAAGGAUAUAUGUUUAAUUUUAGACCGUUUUUGUAAUAUUUGCUGCUUUAUUAGUUAAACUGCUGAAGAUAAUACUUUCAAUUUCACUUUUAUUUUUAAUUGCAGUUUCUGGAGUACUAUAUAAUUAACUUAGAUUGGUUAAAAUAAUACUUUCUAUUUGGAUGCUACAUUUAUGUGCUAUAAUGCCUUGUAGAAGUAUAGACUUUGUCACAUAACAUCCAAAAACAUUUGUGUAUAGUUUUGUGAUUUUUUUUUUUGAUAGAGCAUUCUAUUUAUUACAGAAUUAAAAUGAAUGCAGAAACCUGGUAAGAAAUAAUGAAUGUUUUACUUAACACAUCUUUGUCCAAUCUAACUGGACAUAAUUAAGAACUGUUUUGUUUGUUUCUUUUUGUAAAUGUAUGUAUUUGGAAAAUAAAAAUGCAAAGAAAC
Poecilia latipinna (sailfin molly) is the source of this 1589-nucleotide messenger RNA. RefSeq names its product radical S-adenosyl methionine domain containing 1 (gene rsad1). The coding region runs from base 146 to 823 and encodes 225 amino acids. Lineage: Eukaryota; Metazoa; Chordata; Actinopteri; Cyprinodontiformes; Poeciliidae. Gene Ontology annotation, biological process: porphyrin-containing compound biosynthetic process. Gene Ontology annotation, molecular function: 4 iron, 4 sulfur cluster binding. The transcript has 8 exons. The record is from RefSeq and is a predicted model, not a curated record. Gene Ontology annotation, cellular component: mitochondrion; cytoplasm.